CAACACCAAUAAGCAUUUUUCUUCAGAACUCAAAAGCGUUUCCUAUAAAUAGUACUCAAAACUAACGUUAAGCAUUGCAACCACAGCAAGAACUCAAAUAAAGUACUGAGAUUCAUCUGCAAAAGGAAAAGAUAUGGCAAAAGCUAUGAUAAUCCUUUACCCAAGGGACUUGGCAGUCAGCUGGGGAGAGGACUCGAGAUACUGGGAGUGGAUCCAGCUGUGGAACGGAAGCCGUGCACUCAGGCUCAAGGACGUGUGCUGGCUCGAAGUCAAAGGUUCAUUCGACAUGUCGAGGCUCACAUGUGGGGCACGGUAUGAUGUGUGGUUCGACGUGACGAUGGUGGCUCCGGUUGAUGGAUGGUGGCGGGCUCCGAUGAACUUGAGGCUCGAUUUCCCCAAUGGGUGCUGCACCACUCGCUGCGAGUAUCUGAAUUCUGUGCCCCAGGAUGCGCCCAAGUUGGUUUCUGCCGGGAGCUUUACAGCCUGGAAUGGUGGGACACUGAGGUUCUCGAUGGCUGAGACGAGGACAAAUUUGUGGAAGAAGGGCCUUGUCCUGAAGAAAAUUAUUGUCCUCCCUCAAGGUUACAGGGUGCAGAUUGUGAGGUGCGGCAGUAACUGUACCAUAACCCGGCCAUGCACCUCAAGGGAUUGCCAGUUCAAAAUAGGAGGAAAAGUUGGAGGAAUAGGCGGUGGUGGUGGAGGUAUCGGUGGUACUAACGGUGGAACUGGAGUUUACCAGUAUAUCCUCGAACCAGGGGCAAUAAUCAAAAUCACUUAAUCGCACAUUCCAAGUCUCAAGUAGUAUCAUCAAAAUUAAUACUGCCCCAUUUGAGUAUCGCACUAUAUAGGAGUUUGUUUGUUGUUCUUUACUUUGCUUGGGUGAAAGUUGUUGUCAUGUUGUAUUUUUAGCUUUGGGUGAUGAUCAAUGGUUGUGUAUUGCUCUACUUCUAUUUAAUAAUGACUAGUACAGUGCAUGUACUUUGCACCUGUACCUAUUUUCA
Molecule: messenger RNA, 1001 nt
Organism: Asparagus officinalis (garden asparagus)
Lineage: Eukaryota; Viridiplantae; Streptophyta; Magnoliopsida; Asparagales; Asparagaceae
Exons: 3
Coding region: 134-778 (214 amino acids)
Source: RefSeq, a predicted model, not a curated record